AUGAAGCGCACGGUGUCCUUCUACUGACUAAUGUCUCCAUCAAAACAAAUGAAGCUCACUGAACCGUUUUGACAGGGGAGAGAGUACCGCCAAAAGGCGCAACAAGAUGGUGCCAACUCGGACGCACAAUCUUUGAUAUCGGAAGGCCCCUCGGAGCCUGACCUCAACCCAGACACUCUAGGGGACAAACCGGUAAUCAAUAAAGGCAUCUAUAAGGUUAUCCAAGACCUGCGAUCCACAAUUCAUAAGGAUUUCCAGCAGAUUACUUCCUCCAUCCACAAAGACCAUGCAGAUCUGGGGGAGAGGACAAACCACCUCGAACAUAAAACAGAGGAAUUGUGCACUGCGCACAAUGAUGUGGCUGAUAGGAUCCAGAGACUAGAAGAGGAACACGUCAUGAUGAAAAACAAUGUGCGCUUUCGUGGCAUUGCAGACUCCAUCACCGCAGACCAACUCCUGGCCUACAUUAGCACAAUGUGCCAGGUGCUUGUACUAGAGCUUCAGGAUACAGAGUACAUC
This is a messenger RNA of Pelobates cultripes (western spadefoot toad), 519 nucleotides long. NCBI's taxonomy places the organism in Eukaryota, Metazoa, Chordata, Amphibia, Anura, Pelobatidae. The record is from the annotation of a GenBank genome assembly.